AUGAAAUUUUUCACAAAAUACUUGCAGCAGAUCUCAAAAUUUGGAGAGCCAAGCUUUAUGAAAGAUAUUGAUGGGAAUCCUGUGGAUAUAACACAACCCCAUCAAGCAAGCAAAUUGACACAUUUGACAAAUGGGGAAGAGUGGAUCUGGAAAAUGAGCCCAAUUCUGGUAGACGAUGAUAUUGUCAGAUGUACUGGGGUCAAAACCAUAGGCUUAGGGCACCCGAUGGUUUAUAUAUUGCUUAAUAAAGUAGAGCAAAAUGAGCCAGAAGUGUGCAAAUGGUGUGGACUGAGAUAUCGGAAAAAUCCAUUGUUAAAUCAGCAUUAA
Molecule: messenger RNA, 327 nt
Organism: Blepharisma stoltei
Lineage: Eukaryota; Ciliophora; Heterotrichea; Heterotrichida; Blepharismidae
Source: the annotation of a GenBank genome assembly